CCAUAUCAGGGCGCCAUAUCAGGGCGCCAUAUCAGGGCGCCAUAUCAGGGCGCCAUAUCAGGGCGCCAUAUCAGGGCGCCAUAUCAGGGCGCCAUAUCAGGGCGCCAUAUCAGGGCGCCAUAUCAGGGCGCCAUAUCAGGGCGCCAUAUCAGGGCGCCAUAUCAGGGCGCCAUAUCAGGGCGCCAUAUCAGGGCGCCAUAUCAGGGCGCCAUAUCAGGGCGCCAUAUCAGGGCGCCAUAUCAGGGCGCCAUACGAUGGAAAGACAGU
Molecule: messenger RNA, 267 nt
Organism: Volvox carteri f. nagariensis
Lineage: Eukaryota; Viridiplantae; Chlorophyta; Chlorophyceae; Chlamydomonadales; Volvocaceae
Exons: 1
Source: RefSeq, a predicted model, not a curated record